This is a messenger RNA of Triticum urartu, 2053 nucleotides long. RefSeq names its product F-box/FBD/LRR-repeat protein At1g13570-like. The record is from RefSeq and is a predicted model, not a curated record. Gene Ontology annotation, molecular function: protein binding. Lineage: Eukaryota; Viridiplantae; Streptophyta; Magnoliopsida; Poales; Poaceae.
GCUAGCUGCUUCCGACAUUUGGCCCAGGCGAACCCUCCGAAGCGGCUCGCCCCCCAUUUCUCGUCCCCACUCCACCACGGACCAAACCCUCGCCGCCGUCGCCCCCUUUUCCCCUCCACCGGCGGCCAUGGACCCGAUGAUCGGCGUCAGCAGGAGCGACAUGCUCGCCGGCUUGGAGCGCGACGGCGCGGACCCCGAGACGCUGGACGUCGGCACAAACCUGCUGCUCUACUUCGUGUACCACUACCUCCCGGUCCCGCCCGUCUCCCCCACCGCACCCCUCUCGCUCGCCGGCGCGUCGUGGGUCCCCGACGGCGUCGACCGCAUCAGCCGCCUCCCCGAUGUGGUCCUCCGCGACAUCAUCUCCCGCCUCCCCGCCAAGGACGCCGCGCGCACCGCCGCCCUCUCCUCGCGCUGGCGCCCCCUCUGGCGCUCGGUGCCCCUCACUCUCGUCGACAGCCACCUGCUUCCGGACGGCGGCGCGCGCGGGCAGUUCAUCAUCGGUGCUCCCUCUCCCCGCGCCGUCACUGCCGCGGUGUCCCGCGUCCUCGCGGCGCACCCGGGGCCCUUCCGCUGCCUCCACCUCACCCGCACCACCAUGGAGGAGCAUCGUGGCGAGAUGUCGCGCUGGCUCGACACCAUCCUCGCCAAGGGAGUCCAAGAGCUCGUCUUUGUCAACCGCCCUUGGCCGAUUGACCUGCGCCUCCCCGCCACGAUCUUCCGCUGCGCCUCCCUCACCCGCCUCUAUCUCGGCGUCUGGAGACUGCCGGACACCGCCGCCGUGCCGCGCGGCGCCAGAUUCCCCAACCUCCUAGAGCUCGGCCUCUGCAUGACUGUCAUGGAGGACCGUGAUCUAGCAUUCAUGCUUGAAAGAAGCCCCGUUCUGGAGUUCCUCGUCAUCAUCGGGAGCCAGAGCGGACUGCGCCUCCGCCUUGUCAGCCCAAGCCUGCGGUGCGUUCAGCUGGGCUGUACCUUCUUGGAGGACAUCGACGUGGUGAAUGUCCCUCGCCUGGAGAGGCUCUUCCAGCGGGAUAAUCUUUCCGAGAGCGAGCUCGCUGACACUGCCCCAAGCUUCUCUUCCAAGAUCAAGAUUGGGCGUGCACCAAACCUGCGUGUGCUGGGAUAUCUUCAGCCAGGAGAGCAACAGUUGGCGUGUGCAUUGCAGGCUGGGAGCAAGGAGAACACUGUGCCUAGUGUGCAGAUUUUGGCCAUGGAGGUGCAAUUCGGUGUCCGGAAUGCUGUCAAGAAAGUGCCUGGCUUCCUCAGAUGCUUCCCCAACCUGGAGACGCUCCAUGUCCAUUCCAGCGUAGAUGAAGAGUCUACUGGCAAGGUCAACAUCAAGUUCUGGCAGGAGGGCGGCCCCAUUAAAUGUGUGGUGCAGAGCAUGAAGAAGGUGUUUUUCUACGAGUUCCGUGGGUCGAGAAGCGAGGUUGUUUUCCUCAAGUUCAUUGCGGAGAGAGGUCGGGCGCUGGAGCAGAUGGUUGUCGUGGUGGCCGGUGAAUGUUUCUCGUCUGGGGGUAAUGUCAGUGCCAAACUGAAGCCUCUGAUCAGUGCAAAAUGGUUGAGUAAAGCUUGCAAGCUACAGCUCUUCAAGAGCCCACGCGACAAGGUGUCAGGUCCACUUCACUGCCACCAACUAGCUUCUGAUUUUAUGUUUGCUGAUCCUUUUGAUCUCAAGUACUACUAUGAAGCAGAAGAGAUCCCUGUAAGUUAAUUAGUAGCACCCUGCCUCUUGCCUCUUGUGCUGCAAGACUACUUUUACUAUUCGGACCUGAAUUUCUGCAUGAUGAUGUUGUUUGUGCAAGGUCAAGUCUUCUUUAGCACUAUGUUCUUUUUCUAACUCUGUUCCUUUGGUAGUCUGUUCAGUGAGCCAUCAGCUAAUAGUAUCCUGUCAUUUUGCCCCCAAAAUUUGCAAUCCUUAUUUUUGCAUGAUUUUGGUACUUUUUUUCAUAGAAAUUGAAGGACUUGAUGACAUCUUUGUGUCAAAGGAAUCCCAACAUUAUUUACUUUAGUACAAGUAUAUAUUUUUAAGCGUUCUUGUUGGGCUGGGACA